Molecule: messenger RNA, 648 nt
Organism: Racocetra fulgida
Lineage: Eukaryota; Fungi; Glomeromycota; Glomeromycetes; Diversisporales; Gigasporaceae
Source: the annotation of a GenBank genome assembly
AAACUGAUAUUGCUCAGUUAAAUGCAAGUGGAAAAAAUAUCAUUGAGCAAUACAAGACUUUGUUAAACCAAUUAAAAAAUAAUAAUCAACUAACUGAUGAUGAGAAAAAAAAGGCGGUUGAAAAUAUAACUUUCAUGAGAGAUCGAGAAAAUCUCGUUCGAUUGAGAGAAAUUACUUACCUAUGGAAUGAAAUUAUUGACAACGCCAUUCAAAAAGCACAACUCAAGCUUCCAUUUCCAAGAUACAUUAUCGAAUGGAUACCAUUCGAUGACCUUGAACAUGUUGCGUAUAAAACAAAAGGUGGAUUCUCUGAAAUUUCCACUGCCAUUUGGAAGAAAGGCGUUAUAAUGUCAUUUGAUAAAAAGAAACAAGAAUUUGUAAGAGGCAAACCGAUUACUGUGAUUCUUAAAAACCUUUCGAAUGGUCAACAAGCAGAAAAAGAGUUCUUAAAAGAGAUAGAAACUCAUAUUUCAUUGGGUUCUGAGGGUUUUACUGUUGCUACCUGUUACGGCAUAACAAGAGACACUAAAACCGGUGAUUACAUUCUUGUGCUUGCUAACUAUGAACAAGAUCUAGGAACAUAUAUUAAAAGUUCCUAUAGCAAAAUCACUUGGAAAGAAAUUUAUAAAAUUUUUUAUAAUAUUUCAG